Aphidius gifuensis is the source of this 1041-nucleotide messenger RNA. RefSeq names its product probable ATP-dependent RNA helicase ddx52. The transcript is spliced from 2 exons. Bases 32 to 982 code for a protein of 316 amino acids. NCBI's taxonomy places the organism in Eukaryota, Metazoa, Arthropoda, Insecta, Hymenoptera, Braconidae. The record is from RefSeq and is a predicted model, not a curated record.
UGGUAGACCAAUAAAAAAAAGAAAAAAAUACAUGAUACUUCCAUACUCUGAAAAAGUAAAAUUAGUUGAUUUAUCAAUUGAUAAUCCAGCAUGGUCAUGGGAUCAAUUAAAACAAGUAACUGGCUGUCAUUCAUACGUUAGAUCAAGAGCUCAUUUUCUCGAUAUAAAACGUCAAAUACUUAAUGAUAGAAAUACAUAUGAAAAAUUUAAGACAAUUAAUGAUUGGAUUUAUCAAUCAUGUGUCAUUGAAAAUCCAGAUAUCAUGGAAAUUACUGAUGCUAAGCUAAAAUCAUAUACAAAAAGAGCUAAAAAAGUAUUUAGUCCUGAAGCUAAUGAAUUUUCAAUGACAAAGGGUUGGGUGUAUUAUAUGAAAAAACGUCUUGGUAUAACUGAUGAAUCAAAUGAUUUUAAACCAAAUGUUAAACAAGAGCCUGAAAAAUCAGGUAGUAAAAAUGUUGGAAUUUAUUUGUUUAAACAUUCAAGUUCUUUUGAAGAAGAUGAGGCACAUGAUGAGGAUAGUGAUUGGAGCUUUAAUGAUAACACUGAAGUUUUAGAAGAUGAAGAAUAUCAUUAUGUGGCAUCUGGAGAUGAUGAUGAUGAUGAUAAUGAUGAAGCAACAUUAUCAUCAAAGAGUUGUGUUGAUUCUAAAUUAUCAUAUGAAAAUGACAAUGUUGAUUGUAAAAAUAUUAAAAAAGAGUUAAAGGCUUCAUCGACUAAUAAAUAUCAUGAUUCAGAUACAAAUAAAGAUAACAAAACAAUUUUAAAAGAAAUCAUUGAACCAAGUGCAAAAAAAUUAAAAACAAAUGUAUCAGAUGAAGAAAAAAAAAGAGUUGUUGAUAUGGCACGUAAAAAUCCACAAUGGAAUCUUGAACAGUUGAAAAAAGAAAGUAAAUGCCAAGAACUUUUAUUUGUUAGUCAACUUUAUGAUUGGCAAUCACAACUUGAACAAAAUCGUCCAGGUUCUUCUAAAAAUAUAUUCUAAAAUCCAUCGUUACUCCAUGUAAAAACAAAAUUAAUUUUGUUUUUAUUUUUAUUAAAUAA